This is a messenger RNA of Amphimedon queenslandica, 414 nucleotides long. Its product is annotated as kinesin-like protein KIF15. Gene Ontology annotation, molecular function: microtubule binding; ATP binding; microtubule motor activity. Gene Ontology annotation, biological process: microtubule-based movement. The annotation marks the transcript as partial. The transcript has 5 exons. The record is from RefSeq and is a predicted model, not a curated record. NCBI's taxonomy places the organism in Eukaryota, Metazoa, Porifera, Demospongiae, Haplosclerida, Niphatidae.
AUGAUCAUUUAUCCUCUCGCUCCCUCCAUUAUUAGAGAGGGUGAGAGUAUCACAGUGUUCAUUAGAGUCCGUCCUGUUAGUUCAUAUGAUACUGAACCAGUACCCGCCACUAGUAGCAGCUGUAUCAGUGUGACCACACCCACCACUAUAACCAUCAACACUAAACCAGACCCCAAACUGUUCACCUUUGAUCAUGUGGCAGAACACAACACUACACAGGAGGGUGUGUUCUCGUUAAUUGGUAGACCAAUCAUUGAUGGGUGUAUGCAGGGAUACAAUGGAACUAUAUUUGCAUAUGGUCAGACUGGUUCAGGAAAGACGUUCACAAUGAUAGGUCCCUCUGAUGAAGGUAGUGAUGGAUACAUUCAUGAGUACAGAGGAGUCAUCCCAAGGAGCUUUGAAUAUUUAUUUAGU